Molecule: messenger RNA, 1193 nt
Organism: Plectropomus leopardus (leopard coralgrouper)
Lineage: Eukaryota; Metazoa; Chordata; Actinopteri; Perciformes; Serranidae
Source: RefSeq, a predicted model, not a curated record
GAAUUUGUGAGUUUUCCUUCCCAUCCCAGCCUCAGACUGACGCAUUCACAUAUCAGCGCUUCAGCAAAAACUUCAGGCUCAGGUCUAUGUACCUAAAUCCACACGUGAACACCAAUCAAAAUGCUUGCUGAAACUCUCCUCCAGCAGUGAUGCCAGCCUUCAGCCCUCCCGGCCCUCUCCUCUGUGUGCUGCUGUGUGUGUCGGUGGCUCUGCAGCGCUCUGACCUGCGCCUGGCAUAUGUGACCCACAACAGCUUCUUGUACUACUCCUGCAGCCAGGACCCCCAGCCCUGCAGCAUCUCAUCACUUGCAGACUGCAAAUGCAAGGACAUCCAGCUAUCCACCCUGCAUCGCCCCCAGUCACACUCGUCUCCUGUUUUCCGGAUGAGACGUUUAACUGUUUGGUUCACGUCACCUUUAAACACAGCCCGUCUGCUCAACAACUCAGAGGUGAGACACCUCACCCUGAUCCACUGUGGAGGAUCCAAAGAGACCCCUUCUUCUGCCAAGGAGGGACAUUUUGCUGUGCAGCACCUUGAAAGGCUGACAGUGGUGAACAUGGAGCAGAGGUCAGUUCACCACUGUCCGGACGCAAACAGAGCCAAAAACACAGACUCAAACAGUGACCAAGACACAGAUAACGGCGCUCACUUAGACACAAACAGAUACAACAGAGAUAGAGACACAAAUUUGGGCUUGAUUGCAGACAUGAAGAGAGAUUCCUUGGCUUUGUCCUCACCGCACAUCCAAGACAUCUUCCUGGGCAGGGAGCUGGGAGCGGCAUAUCAUGAGCAGGCCAGACUGGGAAUCAUCCACAGCUCUGUGCUGGAGUGGGGAGCCGUGGUCAAAGCCUACACAGUUCAGACACACAUAGACAAUGACGGCGUGCUGCCCUUCCCUGACCUCCACCUGCCAAAAUUACCAGUGACAUCUGUCAUAUAUGUCAGUUUUGUUUACUAAUACCAAAUAACUUUUUGAGGAGGGCACAAUUGGAGGAGGAUGAUCUAGUGUUCAGCAUGGAUGGAUUACUAAAAGGAACCAGGGGCCCAAGGCAUCAGGAGCCCCUCUGACCUUCACUUGCAAAGUGUCACUCAAAUCAACACGUACUGACCAGCAAGUCUGAAAGAGACACAAACAAACCACAAAGAGACACAAAAAGACCAGAGAGAGAGAGAGACUGCAAAAAGGGGCAAA